AUGGCAGUGGGGAUCGUAGCUGGCCUCACAGGCUCAGACGAGGGUCUUAGCAAACUGCUACCAGAGGCUGACGUCAUCGCUGCUGCCCUGCUGCCGCUGCUCUCAGCCAAUAAGGAAAUCUCCCUGCCAUCCGCCCAAGCCCUUGUGAAUCUAUCACAGCACGAAGUGGCAGCAAGGGCUGUGAUUAAAGCGAGGGGCGUGGAGACAGCAGGGGGGAUGGCUGUGGGGCGGGGGGGAGCAGCAGGGGGAGGCGGAGGGGGGAAGGGGAAGAAUGCGGGGUUGAUGGUGAUGCUGCUGGCAAAUCUGACUCAGCUGGACGAAGGAGCAGAGAAGCUUCUUGAGCCCAGUGGGUCCGUGCCUCUCCUUGCCUCCCUCACAAGGCGAUUCGCAACGAGUGCUGACCGGGAGGAGGGGCAGGAGGAGGACGACUAUGAGCACGUGGCCACCAUUCUAGUCAACGCCACUCGCCUGGAAGCAGCCAGGAAGCUGCUUUUGGAUCCGGAAAAGAAGCUUCUAAGACAGAUCCUGCCGCAAACCUCGUCUUCAAACCGAAUUCGCAGCCAAGGGGCCAUGGCAACGGUCAGAAACUGCUGUUUCGACGCUAGCUCUGGAGCCCUGCCCUCGCUGCUGCUCCUUGCUGACCUGCUCUGGCCGUCGCUGCUGCUUCCAUUGGCCGGGACGAGAGUAUACAGCAAGGAGGACAGGGACCAAAUGCCGCCGGAGCUUGCCGUACCACUGUCCAUGGAGCGACCCCCUGUGGCCGACGCCAAGCUCCGGGCCGACGCUGCUGAUGCGCUCUUUCUCAUCGCAUCUGAGGAGGCAGGCAGAAAAGCUCUGUGGUCCGUGCACGGUGCGAGAAUACUCCAGGUGAGGUGA
Molecule: messenger RNA, 876 nt
Organism: Closterium sp. Yama58-4
Lineage: Eukaryota; Viridiplantae; Streptophyta; Zygnematophyceae; Desmidiales; Closteriaceae
Source: the annotation of a GenBank genome assembly